Messenger RNA from Neltuma alba, 1634 nucleotides. Its product is annotated as alpha/beta hydrolase domain-containing protein 17B. The record is from RefSeq and is a predicted model, not a curated record. The coding region runs from base 245 to 1360 and encodes 371 amino acids. The transcript has 5 exons. Lineage: Eukaryota; Viridiplantae; Streptophyta; Magnoliopsida; Fabales; Fabaceae.
UCUAUGGUUGCGAAUGCCUAGAUAGCGUGGAUGCGAGCAAACCAGCCCAAAACCAAAACUGUUCCCACUCUCUCAACUGUGCUAAUACCAACAAAAAUCCCUCUCAAAAACUGUGAACAUUUUAGUAGGGGACGAAGGUGAAAGAAGAAUUAAGGCAUGUUCAUUGGCUUCUUCUUCUGUCUAGCGGCAGAUUUUAGUCACUCUUAGACUGAGAAAGAGAGAUAUUCCUUUCUUGCUGAGGAGGAUGGGUGGGGUUACUUCUUCCAUGGCUGCUAAGUUGGCUUUCUUUCCUCCGAGUCCGCCGUCCUACAAGCUGGUUAAGGAAGAAGCUACCGGCCUCUUGCUCUUGGACCCCUUUCCCCACCGCGAGAACGUUGAAAUUCUGAAAUUGCCCACCCGUCGGGGCAAUGAGAUCGUCGCAAUGUAUGUCCGCCAUCCCCUGGCCAAAUCCACCAUUCUCUACUCUCACGGGAAUGCCGCCGAUAUCGGGCAGAUGUACGAGCUCUUCGUCGAGCUGAGCAUCCAUUUGCGCGUCAAUCUCAUGGGAUACGACUACUCUGGCUAUGGACAAUCUUCAGGAAAGCCAAGUGAGCAUAAUACAUAUGCUGACAUUGAAGCUGCAUACAAGUGUCUGGAAGAGAACUAUGGUGCCAAGCAGGAAAACAUAAUCCUUUAUGGUCAAUCAGUUGGAAGUGGCCCUACCUCAGAUCUUGCUGCCCGUUUACCCCACCUGAGGGCUGUUGUUCUCCACAGUCCAAUACUAUCAGGGUUGAGAGUCAUGUACCCUGUAAAGCGCACAUACUGGUUUGACAUUUAUAAGAACAUUGAUAAAAUUCCGCUGGUGAAGUGUCCUGUGCUAAUAAUUCAUGGGACUGCUGAUGAGGUUGUUGACUGCUCUCAUGGAAAGCAGCUGUGGGAGCUAUGUCAAGAGAAGUACGAACCUUUAUGGCUCAAAGGAGGAAGCCACUGUAAUUUGGAACUCUAUCCAGAAUACCUUAGACAUCUCAGAAAAUUUGUGUCAACAGUAGAAAAACCUCCAUCUCAGAGACCAAACUUAUGGAGAGGCAAGGAUAGAGUUGACCAACCAAGAAGAAGUACUGAUUGCUUUGAAGCUCCAAGGAAGAGUACAGACCAGAGGGACAAACCAAGGAAAAGCACUGAUAGGACAGAAAAACUGAAACAUCAUGAACAUAAAUUUAACAGUGGCGAAAAAUUUGACAAGGUAAGGAUGUCUUUUGACCAGUCGGAGAGGUCUAGGAAAAAUGUGGAGCACCAUGACAAGUCCAGGAGAAGCAUUGAUGUCCAGUUCGAGAGGGCUUGGAAGAGCAUUGAUUGGCGGGAAAGAAUUCGAGCUGGUUGAACGUCCUAUAGCAAUGGAAGAUUGUUGCUGAGGUUUAUACAUUGGAGGGGGAAGGUGUGAAAGAUACAUAUACAGUUACUUACAUUGGGGGGGUUUAACUUAUGGUUUGCAGGAUUUGUGUAUGUUGUUGCAGCUACAUUUUAAUGUUCAUGUAGAUUUGAUAUGUUGGAAGUCGUCAUCUUAGUUUUUUCCCCAAUUCAAGUGACUCUAACGUUAUUUUAUUUGAAGAAAGAAAAUGAAGUUCCUGAUACAAGGUGAUUAUUAAUGCUUUUUA